AUGUCCGGAUACCCUGGGCAAGGCUACCACGGCGCGGGCCAUCACGGCGGCGGUGGUGGCUACGGAUACGACAACAACAACAACAACAAUUACCCUCCUCAGCCCAGCUAUAACGGCGGCGGCUAUGAUGGACAGGGAGGAUACAACCAGGGAGGAUACAACUCUGGUCCUCCCCAGCAAGGAUACGGCGCUCCUCAGGGCGGCUAUGGAGGACACGGCGGCUAUCCUCCCCAGCAACAGUACAGCUCGCCUGCUCCGGGCGGUUACGGCGGCCCUCCUCCUCAACAGGGCGGCUACGGCAACUACCAACAGCCUCCGCCGCAGCAUGGAGGAUACGCACCGCCUCAGGGAGGAUAUGGACCACCUCAGGGCGGAUACAACGGCGGCCAGCUCCAUCAAUAUCCCGGCUCGCAUCACCCGCCUCCAGGCUUCGAUCCCCACGGCAAUCCUCUCAACCCUCCGAGCGCUGCGCACGCGAGAGCUGGUCCGCCGCCGCCUUCUGCCCCUCAACAGUUUGGCCAUGGCGCGCCGGCUGGCUAUACAUUCCAAUAUUCGAAUUGUACGGGAAAGCGAAAAGCAUUGUUGAUUGGAAUCAACUACUUUGGCAGCAAGGCCGAACUGAAGGGAUGCAUCAACGACGUCCGCAACGUGUCAGCUUUCCUGAUUGAAAAGUACAACUAUAAGCGCGAGGAUAUGGUCAUUCUGACCGAUGACCAAUCCGAGCCCAGAAUGCGGCCAACAAAGGCAAACAUCCAAGACGCCAUGGGCUGGCUUGUCAGAGACGCACAGCCCAACGACUCCCUAUUCCUUCACUACUCUGGCCACGGGGGCCAGACUGAAGAUCAAGACGGCGACGAGGAGGACGGUUCCGACGAAGUCAUAUACCCUGUCGACUUCCAACAAGCUGGACAUAUCGUGGAUGAUGAAAUUCAUUUCCGCGUUGUGAGGCCCUUGCAAGCGGGUGUUCGCCUUACAGCCAUUUUCGAUUCAUGUCACUCGGCAACCGUCAUGGAUCUGCCCUAUGUGUACUCUACCAAGGGUGUUCUCAAAGAGCCCAACUUGGCCAAGGAAGCCGGCCAGGGCCUCUUGGGCGCCAUAUCUUCGUAUGCUUCGGGUGAUAUAGCCGGUGUGACCAGCAGCCUCAUGGGCUUCGCCAAGCAGGCCUUCGGUGGAGAUGGAGCUUACAAGAAGACGGUGGCUACGCGGACGUCGUCAGCGGAUGUUAUCAUGUGGUCCGGCAGCAAAGAUGAUCAGACAUCCGCCGAUGCCUUUGUCGGAACUGAAGCCACCGGCGCCAUGUCAUGGGCUUUCAUUUCUGCUCUGAAAAGGAACCCUAAACAGAGCUAUGUCGAGCUGCUCAACAGCGUCCGAGAGAUUCUCGAGACCAAGUAUACUCAAAAGCCACAGCUGUCUUGCAGCCAUCCUCUAGAUACCAACCUGAUGUUUGUCAUGUAA
Molecule: messenger RNA, 1455 nt
Organism: Trichoderma gamsii
Lineage: Eukaryota; Fungi; Ascomycota; Sordariomycetes; Hypocreales; Hypocreaceae
Exons: 4
Coding region: 1-1455 (484 amino acids)
Biological process (GO): proteolysis
Molecular function (GO): cysteine-type endopeptidase activity
Source: RefSeq, a predicted model, not a curated record